Molecule: messenger RNA, 10958 nt
Organism: Paramormyrops kingsleyae
Lineage: Eukaryota; Metazoa; Chordata; Actinopteri; Osteoglossiformes; Mormyridae
Gene: usp9
Product: ubiquitin specific peptidase 9
Biological process (GO): cell migration; protein deubiquitination
Cellular component (GO): cytosol; nucleus
Molecular function (GO): cysteine-type deubiquitinase activity
Source: RefSeq, a predicted model, not a curated record
UUCAUCGGCGCCUAGAGGAGCUGCUGGGAUCUUUGAUUAGUUUACAUUCAUGACCACAUGUACACAGGGCCACCAAGAAGAGCCAAAAUGGCUUCUAUUUCAUAACACCCGUGACGACAGGAGGAGGUGCGAGAGGUUUACUGAGGAGUUCUUGUGUCGGGAUGAAUCGACAGACUUGUCCUGAUUGAAGUUAUUCUGAAAGAUACUUGGCCUCUUGCAGCCGGUUAGGUUUUUGCGUCGUACACAGCAAAUCGACGCAGAUUAACAGCCAGAUCGUUCAGUGAAGUGCUUGCAAGCGCCGCCGCCAUAUUGAAGCGAAGUGACUGACUGGGACUGAACUGACAAGCGGUCGGACCAGAAAAAGAGGGGGGGCUGCCGCUGCUGGUGACGCAGGAAAAACACCCAAGAGCAGACAAAAAAAAAAACCAAGGAAGCAAGACCAUCAUCACAGGCAGAUUACAUGCAAGAAAAGCGCUCACAUAAGGCACGCUGAUGAGACUGGUCGCGACCCGAGUGAAUCCCAUAGGCUCCGGGGUGCCCGUCAGAGAGCCCAAGCGAAGGCUUUCCCAUUCCUGGUAAGCGGCUAGCCUGGCGGCGCGGCCGUAUCCCUUUGUUACAAUUGCAUCGUCUGGAUCCACUGGUCCUGGUUGUGCGAUGGUCUCUGCAGGUCGUCCUGAGCUUCACCUGCCGCUCUCCCCCUCGGACCUGCGCCCCUUCUCUGACCUUCUACAGGAGGCAGGAAUUUCUUCUCUCGCCGCCACGACAUAAGCAGACAAAAUUGCAAAGAUCUGCCCUGUGUCGAGUAUGACGGCCACGACCCGUGGCUCUCCUGUGGGGGGCAACGAUAACCAGGGCCAGGCUCCCGAUGGCCAAUCACAGGCCCCACUGCCCCAGCACCAGACGUCCUCUCCCACCUCCUCGAACGAGAACUCCCCGGUGAGCCCUCCGGACGAACCAGGUCAGGGAGAUGGUGCCCCGCAGCUGGAGGACGAGGAGCCUGCCUUCCCCCACACGGACCUCGCCAAGCUGGAUGACAUGAUCAACCGACCCCGCUGGGUGGUCCCGGUUCUGCCAAAGGGUGAAUUAGAAGUUCUUCUUGAAGCUGCUAUAGAUCUUUGUAAAAAAGGACUUGACGUCAAGUGUGAAGCAUGCCAGAGGUUUUUCCGAGAUGGAUUGACGAUUUCCUUUACAAAAAUCCUGACCGACGAGGCAGUCAGUGGCUGGAAGUUCGAGAUCCAUAGAUGUAUCAUCAACAACACUCACCGCUUGGUGGAGCUGUGUGUGGCCAAGCUCUCUCAGGACUGGUUCCCUCUGCUCGAGCUGUUGGCUAUGGCCGUCAACCCCCACUGCAAGUUCCACAUCUACAACGGCACACGGCCCUCCGAGACCGUGCCAGCGGGGGUCCAGCUGGCCGAGGACGAGCUCUUCGCCCGGCCGCCCGACCCGCGCUCUCCCAAGGGCUGGCUGGUGGAUUUAAUAAACAAGUUUGGCACGUUAAACGGGUUUCAGAUUUUGCACGAGCGAUUUCUGAGCGGCCAGGCGCUGAAUGUACAGAUCAUCGCUGCCCUCAUCAAGCCUUUCGGGCAGUGCUAUGAGUUUCUAACGUUGCACACAGUGAAGAAGUACUUCCUUCCGAUUAUAGAAAUGGUUCCCCAGUUUCUGGAGAACCUUACAGACGAGGAGCUGAAGAAGGAAGCCAAGAAUGAAGCCAAAAACGACGCUCUGUCAAUGAUAAUCAAGUCGCUGAAGAACCUCGCGUCACGGGUACCAGGGCAAGAAGAAACGGUGAAGAACUUAGAGAUUUUUAGGUUAAAAAUGAUCCUUAGGUUAUUGCAAAUUUCUUCUUUUAAUGGAAAGAUGAAUGCACUAAAUGAAGUUAACAAGGUGAUAUCGAGUGUCUCCUACUACACCCAUCGGCACGGUAACCCUGAAGAGGAGGAGUGGCUAACGGCAGAGCGGAUGGCCGAGUGGAUCCAGCAGAACAACAUCCUCUCCAUUGUGCUGAGAGACAGCCUCCACCAGCCACAGUAUGUGGAGAAGCUGGAGAAGAUUCUCCGCUUCGUCAUCAAGGAGAAGGCUUUGACGCUGCAGGACCUGGACAACAUCUGGGCAGCCCAGGCGGGCAAGCAUGAAGCCAUCGUCAAGAACGUGCACGACCUCCUUGCAAAGCUGGCUUGGGAUUUCUCCCCUGAGCAACUCGAUCACCUCUUUGAUUGUUUCAAGGCGAGCUGGACGAACGCGAGCAAGAAGCAGCGAGAGAAGCUUCUGGAGCUGAUCCGGCGUCUGGCCGAAGAUGACAAGGACGGUGUGAUGGCCCACAAAGUGCUGAAUCUGCUGUGGAACUUGGCCCACAGCGAUGAUGUCCCUGUGGACAUCAUGGACCAGGCCCUGAGUGCUCACAUCAAGAUCCUGGACUACAGCUGUUCCCAGGACCGAGACACACAGAAGAUCCAGUGGAUCGACCGCUUCAUCGGGGAGCUGAGAACCAACGACAAAUGGGUGAUCCCCGCUCUCAAGCAGAUCCGAGAGAUCUGCAGCCUGUUUGGCGAAGCCCCUCAGAAUUUAAGAAAGAAAAUUCCUAUUAACAUAGAAAAGAACUUAGUGGGUCAGACGCAGCGGAGUCCUCACGUCUUUUAUCGGCACGACCUGAUCAACCAGCUGCAGCACAACCACGCACUCGUCACCCUGGUAGCGGAAAACCUGUCGGCGUACAUGGAGAGCAUGCGGCAGUUCAUGAAAGCGGAGCACGUGGAGUUUGACCCACAGACGGUCCGGCCCGGUAGCCGCUACAGCCAUGUACAGGAGGUACAGGAAAGACUCAACUUCUUGAGAUUCCUGCUGAAGGAUGGGCAGCUGUGGCUGUGUGCCCCUCAGGCCAAGCAGAUCUGGAAAUGCCUGGCAGAGAACGCGGUGUUCCUGUGCGACCGCGAGGCCUGCUUCAAGUGGUACUCCAAGCUAAUGGGCGACGAGCCCGACCUGGAUCCAGACAUCAACAAGGACUUCUUCGAGAACAACGUGCUGCAGCUGGACCCGUCGCUGCUCACCGAAAACGGCAUGAAGUGCUUCGAGCGCUUCUUCAAGGCCGUGAACUGCAGGGAGGGCAAGCUGGUGGCCAAGCGAAGGGCCUACAUGAUGGACGACCUGGAGCUCAUAGGCCUGGAUUACCUCUGGAGGGUCGUUAUUCAAGGAAGUGAUGACAUCGCCACAAGAGCAAUCGACUUAUUGAAAGAGAUCUACACAAACCUUGGACCAAAACUACAAGUAAAUCAGGUGGAGAUCCAUGAAGACUUCAUCCAGUCCUGUUUUGACCGGUUGAAAGCCUCCUACGACACGCUGUGUGUACUGGAUGGAGACAAAGACAGCAUCAACUGUGCCAGGCAAGAAGCCAUCCGCAUGGGCAGGGUGCUCACCGUGCUGAGGGAGUACAUCACCGAGUGCGACAGCGACUACCACGAAGAGCGCACUAUCCUGCCGAUGUCGAGGGCCUUUCGUGGCAAGCACAUCAGUCUCGUCGUCCGCUUCCCAAACCAAGGCCGGCAGGUGGACGACCUGGACAUCUGGUCACACACCAACGACACGAUCGGCUCCGUGCGCCGCUGCAUCCUGAAUCGAAUAAAAGCCAACAGCGCGCAUACGAAAAUCGAGCUCUUCAUCGGGGGUGAAAUCGUGGACCCGGCUGACGACAGGAAGCUGAUCGGACAGCUCAACAUCAAAGACAAAACUCUCAUCACAGCCAAGCUGACCCAAGUUAGUUCCAACAUGCCUUCAAGCCCUGACAGCUCCUCCGAUUCCUCUACUGGGUCCCCUGGGACCCAUGGAAACCAUUACAGUGAUGGUCCCAAUCCUGAAGUGGAGAGCUGUCUCCCAGGCGUGAUCAUGUCGCUGCAUCUCCGCUACGUCUCUUUCUUGUGGCAAGUAGCAGACUUGGGGUGUAAUCUUAACAUGCCUCUCCUCCGGGACGGAGCCCGCGUCCUUAUGAAGCUCAUGCCCCCCGAUAACACUACCGUGGAGAACCUGCGUGCCAUCUGUCUGGAUCACGCCAAGCUGGGUGAGAACAGCCUAAGCCCCACACUGGACUCUCGCUUCUUCGGUCCCUCUCCGUCCCAAGUUCUCUACCUGACCGAGGUGGUGUACGCCUUGCUGAUGCCCGCCAGCGGUACCCUGGGGGAGGACGCCAGCGACUUCCAGUACAACUUCCUGAAAAGUGGCGGCCUGCCGCUGGUCUUGAGCAUGCUGACCAGGAACAACUUCCUGCCCAGCGCUGACAUGGAGACGAGACGAGGCGCCUGCCUUAAUGCCCUAAAAAUAGCCAAGCUGCUGUUAACGGCCGUGGGCUUCGGCCACGUGAAGGUCGUGGCGGAAGCCUGUCAGCCGGCUGCAGAGGGAACCAACCCCGUGUCACCUAUAAACCAGGCCACGCAUGACCAGGCUAUAGUUCUCCAGAACGCGCUGCAGAACAUUCCCAACCCGUCAUCCGAGUGCAUGUUGCGCAACGUGGCCAUCCGCCUGGCCCAGCAGAUCUCUGACGAGAACUUCUUCCAGGCUUCUAAAUACAUCCCAGAUAUCUGCGUGAUCAGGGCCGUGCAGAAGAUCAUCUGGGCGUCCGGCUGCGGCACCAUCCAGCUGGUCUUCAGCUCCAACGAGGAGAUCAGCAAGAUCUACGAGAAGAUGAACGCGGGCAGCGAGCCGGACGCGGAGGACGAGCAGGUGUGCUGCGAGGCCCUGGAGGUGAUGACUCUGUGUUUCGCUCUGCUCCCCACGGCGCUGGACACGCUCAGCAAGGAGAAGGCCUGGCAAGCCUUUAUCAUCGACCUGCUGCUGCACUGCCAGAGCCGGUCUGUUCGCCAGAUGGCUCAGGAGCAGUUCUUCGUCAUGGCCACCAGGUGCUGCAUGGGACACAGGCCGCUGCUGUUCUUCAUCACCCUCCUCUUCACUGUUCUGAGCAGCACUGCGAAGGAGAGGGCGAAGCACGCUGGAGACUACUUCAUCCUCUUAAGGCACUUACUGAACUACGCGUUCAACAGCAACAUCAGUCUCCCCAAUGCGGAGGUUCUCCUGAACAAUGAGAUCGACUGGUUAAAAAGGAUCAGGGAUGAGGUGAGAUGCACUGGGGAAACGGGAGUUGAGGACACCAUACUGGAGGGUCACCUCGGGGUCACGAAGGAGCUGCUGGCUUUCCAGACGCCUGAGAAGAAAUACCACAUUGGCUGUGAGAAGGGUGGGGCCAAUCUUAUCAAGGAGCUCAUUGAUGACUUCAUCUUCCCGGCCUCCAACGUCUAUCUGCAGUACAUGAAGAGCGGCGAGUUCCCGGCCGAGCAGGCCAUCCCCGUCUGCAGCACCCCCGCCAGCAUCAAUGCUGGCUUCGAGCUGCUGGUGGCACUCGCCGUUGGCUGCGUGCGCAACCUCAAGCAGAUCGUCGACACGCUGACGGACAUGUAUUACUUAAAUUGUGAAGCACUUACGGAGUGGGAGUACCUGCCCCCCGUGGGCCCCCGGCUCACUAAGGGCUUUGUGGGCCUCAAGAACGCGGGGGCCACCUGCUACAUGAACUCCGUGAUACAGCAGCUCUACAUGAUCCCGCCCAUCCGCAACGGCAUCCUGGCCAUCGAGGGCACGGGCACGGACGUGGACGACGACAUGUCCGGGGACGAGAAGCAGGAUAACGAGAGCAAUGUGGACCCUCGUGAUGAAGUAUUCAGCUAUCACCACCAGUUUGAAGAGAAGCCUUCAGUCAGCAAGUCUGAGGACAGGAAGGAAUACAAUAUUGGUGUACUGCGCCACCUGCAGGUCAUAUUUGGACACCUGGCUGCUUCCAGAUUGCAGUACUAUGUGCCUCGAGGCUUCUGGAAACAGUUCAGGUUAUGGGGAGAGCCAGUUAACCUUAGAGAACAGCAUGAUGCCCUUGAGUUCUUCAACUCCCUGGUGGAUAGUCUGGAUGAAGCCCUCAAAGCACUUGGUCACCCAGCCAUGCUCAGCAAAAUCCUGGGGGGCUCCUUCGCUGAUCAGAAAAUUUGCCAGGGGUGUCCUCAUAGGUACGAGUGUGAGGAAUCCUUCACCACGCUGAACGUAGAUAUCAGAAAUCACCAGAACCUCCUGGAUUCCAUGGAGCAGUAUGUCAAAGGAGACUUGCUAGAGGGUGCCAACGCCUACCACUGUGAGAAAUGCAAUAAGAAGGUUGACACGGUGAAGCGUUUGCUUAUCAAGACGUUGCCCCCAGUGCUGGCGAUCCAGCUGAAGCGCUUCGAUUAUGACUGGGAGAGGGAGUGCGCCAUCAAGUUCAACGACUACUUCGAGUUCCCGCGUGAGCUGGACAUGGAGCCGUACACGGUGGCGGGAGUGGCCAAGCUGGAGGGCGAUGACGUGCACCCGGAGAACCAGGUGAUCCAGAAUGAGCCUGGGGAGGGCGAAGCAAUGGGCAGCUCCAAGUACCGACUGGUUGGCGUGCUGGUGCACAGCGGCCAGGCCAGUGGGGGCCACUACUACUCUUACAUCAUCCAGCGGAACGGCGGCGACGGCGAGCGGAACCGUUGGUAUAAGUUCGACGAUGGAGACGUCACCGAGUGCAAGAUGGAUGACGACGAGGAGAUGAAGAACCAGUGCUUUGGCGGAGAGUACAUGGGCGAGGUCUUCGACCACAUGAUGAAGCGCAUGUCCUACCGCCGCCAGAAGAGGUGGUGGAACGCCUACAUCCUGUUCUAUGAGCGCAUGGACUCUCCAGAGCGGGAUGGAGAGCUGGUGAAGUACAUCACGGAGCUGACCAUCUCCGCCAGACCGCACCAGAUCAAGAUGCCAGCCGCCAUCGAGUGCAGCGUGCGCAAGCAGAACGUGCAGUUCAUGCACAACCGCAUGCAGUACAGCCUGGAAUAUUUCCAGUUUAUAAAGAAACUUCUGACCUGUAACAGUGUCUAUUUAAACCUGCCUCCAGGACAAGAUCAUCUUUUGCCUGAAGCAGAAGAAAUAGCUAUGAUUAGUAUUCAGCUUGCUGCUAGGUUCCUGUUUAGUACAGGAUUUCACACAAAGAAGAUCGUACGCGGCCCGGCCAGCGACUGGUACGACGCACUGUGCAUCCUCCUCCGUCAUAGCAAGAAUGUACGCUGCUGGUUUGCACACAACGCUCUGUUCGCCUUCCCCAACCGCUUCUCGGAGUACCUGCUGGAGUGCCCCAGUGCAGAAGUUAGGGGCGCCUUUGCCAAGCUCCUCGUCUUCAUCGCGCACUUCUCCCUGCAAGAUGGGCCGUGCCCUUCGCCGGUGGCCUCGCCUGGUCCUUCCAGUCAGGCCUGUGACAGCUUGAGCCUAAGUGACCACUUGCUAAGAGCAGUGCUUAACCUCCUCCGCCGGGAGGUGUCCGAACACGGCCGGCACCUGCAGCAGUACUUCAACCUCUUCGUCAUGUACGCCAACUUGGGAGUGGCUGAGAAGACACAGUUGCUUAAGCUCAGCGUACCUGCGACCUUCAUGCUGGUCGCCCUGGACGAGGGGCCUGGUCCUCCAAUCAAGUACCAGUAUGCUGAGCUGGGGAAGCUGUAUACUGUGGUCUCUCAGCUGGUGCGGUGUUGCGAUGUAUCAUCGCGCAUGCAGUCCUCCAUUAACGGUAACCCGGCUCUUCCGAAUCCCUACGGCGACCCUAGUCUGGCACAACCCCUCAUGCCCGUGCAGCAGCUGGUGACGGAGAUCCUGUUCGUUCGCACCAGCUACGUGAAGAAGAUCAUCGAGGACUGCAGCAACUCGGAGGAGACAGUCAAGCUGCUGCGCUUCGGCUGCUGGGAGAACCCCCAGUUCUCCUCCACGGUGCUCAGCGAGCUCCUCUGGCAGGUGGCUUACUCCUACACUUAUGAGCUGAGGCCUUACCUGGACCUCCUGCUGCAGAUCCUACUCGUUGAGGACUCGUGGCAGACUCAUAGGAUUCACAACGUGUUGAAGGGGAUCCCCGAUGAUAGGGACGGCCUCUUCGACACCAUCCAGCGCUCCAAAAACCACUACCAGAAGCGGGCUUACCAGUGCAUCAAGUGCAUGGUGGCUCUCUUCAGUAAUUGUUCUGUAGCGUAUCAGAUCCUCCAGAGCAAUGGGGAUCUGAAGAGGAAGUGGACGUGGGCAGUGGAGUGGCUGGGCGAUGAGCUGGAGCGCCGGCCGUACACGGGGAAUCCCCAGUACACAUACAACAACUGGUCGCCCCCGGUGCAGAGCAACGAGACUUCCAACGGCUACUUCCUGGAGCGCUCCCACAGCGCACGGAUGACCCUGGCCAAGGCCUGCGAGCUCUGCCCUGAGGAGUGUCACUUAACGAAGCACGAGGCGGCGUCUGAAGAAGACGCGGGGCGGACCUCGUCCUCGGCGCCGCAGCUCGUGCCAGGGGACGUGGCCGGACAGCAGCCGCCCACCGAACCCGAUGAUCAGGAGGCCCCUGCAGAGCACGAGGUCUCUCCUCCUGAGGACACCACCCUCUGCCCCCACCCUCCUGGGACGACCUAUCAGCAGCAGAAUCCCCACCCCCAGGGGCAGCCCUACACGGGCCCCGCAGCACAGCACAUGAACAACCCACCACGCCCGGGUCCGGCCCCCGCCCCCGUGCCGGCCGUGGCCCCGGCCCAACGAGCACAAGAGACCUGGGAGGGAGGCGAGGAGCCAGCGCCAGCCCAGACGAAGGAGUAGCCCCCGGCGGCCACCCUGCCCCUCACCUGGCCGACUGCUCCAUCAAGACACUUGAUCCAAGUGCGAAACCAGGCCUUAGGAGCGAAUGGCGCCUCCAGGGCCCCUCCCCCGUCCCAAAUUCAGCUGUUUUGUAUCUAACCUGGAGUGGAGUGUGUGUUCACUGUCAGAAACAUAGCACCCUGCAGUGCACAGCGUCUCGUGUCGUAACACAAGUGGGGGGGGGGGGGGGGGGGCUGGGGAAUGCAGAGGUGUACAUAGUUAAUGUUUGACUUCACUUCCAACAGUGAGACUGUUUGCUGGUGGAGACUUCCCAGUCUUGGGGGGGGGGGGGGAAACUAAAAAGGAAAAAAAAAAAACUUGCAACUUGCUUCAAGUCCUGUGCGCGGCACUGAGGUUCGGUCGGCCUUCCGGCAGAUUGGGCACGUUGGGUUUCCAGAGGACACCACGCUGGUGGCGACCACCUUAAACGCACUGCGGCAUCUCCUCUGAGGGGCUGACAUUAUUAUGGGCUGUUGGAACACCUGGGUUUACUCUGAUAUGUGGUUGGUGUAGAAAGUGAUGUAAACAUUGUUCUAGAUCCUCCAUCGCCUUUCUGUAAUUCUGGUAUUAAUUCAGUCACUUCCAAGCUCUAGUUAAUAAGCUGUAAUAUUUAGCAUGGCGCCGCCCAGGGUGGCCGCUGAAGGGAGAACGCCACGUUAACGAUGCCAGGCCCUGACCCACAGCUACUCUGAAGAGCCUUUUUUUAAUUUAUGAUUUUUUAAACAAUCGUCCUCUCACACCUCGGCAGUGGUUAUCCGGAACCAAUAGCAGCAGCGAGCGAAUUUUCAAACGCACGUGUAUUCCUCAGAUGUAACGUUUUGGAAUCGAUGCGUCGACGGGACUAUAAACAUGUAGGUUUCAAUAAAUAGGAAUUUUAAGAAGACAAAUAUAUAUGCAACAGUGUGCUACGCCAGGUCGCCUGGAGCACAGUAGACCAUACUUGGUGUGCUUGUCGUCGUCUCCCUGGUAGAGGCUUAUUCUAGGCUAACUCCCAGUGGCUUCCCAGUCUGCAGCCCAUGUGCUGGAAUGGGGCCGUGAGCCGGGCCACAGGCUUCUGUUCGACACCCUAAUUCUCCCCUUCCUCAUUUCACACAGUCCUACUUGAAUGCAGGCAUUGUUUUAGAAAUCUAUCAAUUUGGGGGGGGGCAGAACCAAACCUUAAGCAGGGUUGUAUUAUAAAAAUAACUGCUGGUUAGUCACAUUACAACUGUUAGCGGUCAUGCUAAGCGAAGCGUUACUCUUUAGGAUAUAAAGGAAAGCCUUGGUGAAUACUGUAUUUAAUUGGUAACUUGAAUGUGUAUUUUUUUUUUUUUUUUUUUGCUUUUUUGUCUAAAAUACCAAAUACCCCCCCUGCAAAAUAGAAGCCCACCAUUUAUUUAAAUAUUUUGCUGUUUUGUUUUAUAGAAAUUUAUUUUGCUGAACUUCACAAAACAAUAGUUUAAGAGGAACAUUUUCAUCCUUGUGUUAUUUUUAAGGAAGACGCUGACUGUACAGAGUUCUGCGACCCGUUUUGCCGACUUUUGUUUUGGCCAAUGGUGUGACAGUCGCCAUGUGAACUUUCACUUUAUGAGGUUUUUUUUUUUUGUGCACAGAGAUAACAGCAUUUCGCCCCUUAGCAAGAAUAAAGAAAAUGGAAUCUUGACACUGUAACUGUCUCAUAUUUUAUUUAUGGCACAUUGUAAAUACACCAUGCACGUUAAUAUGAUGGAGAAGGUAAACCUCUGGUGGAUCAUCAAAGGGGAAGUCUGUGAAUCGGCAUGAGGAGGGAAGGGCUCCCAUUCCGGAGUCUGGCCAAACCAAGCAUAUGGCCUGAAUCGACGUCGCUGUCUGCCAGGCUGCGGAUACGGGAUCCUGCAGGCUGGAGUGACGUGUCCUCGGAGAAGACGGUGAGCCGGAGACCCAGGUGGAGGGUGCUGAGAACCCUGCCCCCCCCCCCCAGCGAGGGGUGAGCACAGGCAGAGGGGGGGCUGCAUUGUAUAGACUGAUCCCCCAACUCUCACGGCGCUUCAGGCCACUUGACCCUCCUCCUCCCUUCAAGGGACGAAACGGCUUCAUUAGUUUUAGCCUGUAAGGUUUUAUUUAAUUUUUUGGUUUUGGUUGUUUUGUAAGUAUUAAUUGGAUCAGAUGAUUGCCUUUUGACUUGUUUGAAUAAUUAAGAAUCUUUUUGUGAAUCAUGCAUGGACGAUAAAAUCCCUUGACCUGCCUUAGAGCACUGUACAAACCCAGCACACUGUAAAGCUAUACUUUAAAAAUAAAUAGUAUUUGAAUUA